Rasamsonia emersonii CBS 393.64 is the source of this 2016-nucleotide messenger RNA. Its product is annotated as Alkaline phosphatase family protein. NCBI's taxonomy places the organism in Eukaryota, Fungi, Ascomycota, Eurotiomycetes, Eurotiales, Trichocomaceae. The transcript is spliced from 3 exons. Bases 1 to 2016 code for a protein of 671 amino acids. The record is from RefSeq and is a predicted model, not a curated record.
AUGACCACCUUGCUGCGUGUAGCUGCCGCGUCGAGCUCGGCACUCCUUAGACUGGCUGGCAUUGGGUUCCUUCGAUGGAUACCCGGUCAUCAUUUCCCCCCAAUAAUUUUCACCUCCCUGGCCGUUUAUCUGGCGUCGCUGUGGUUCUUGCUCCAGCCUACGACCAAUGCAGCCCUGAGCCGCAGAAGUGAAGAGAAGGGGAAUACGAAAGAGAAGAAUGGCGAUGCUGGUUCAUCCGUAUUGGACACGUCUCGUGCAAAGAUCGAGUCCGAAGACUGCGCCGAUUCGUCCUUCCUGAAGACGUUGUUGACGGGUCUUCCGUCUAAGAAUGCGAAGAUAUCGACGCUGACCACUGUUGCGAUCAACGUGCUCCUGGCCCUGUUUACGGCGGAUUUCCUGUUCCGGGCUCUGAUCUUCUAUCCCACAGACGACCUUGCUUUCUCUCGCGUUGGCUACGUGUCCCCUACGACGGCCAAGCUGCUCGUCCGCGAGCCUGAUCCCGCCAAGCUUCCGUUGAUUGUCUCCUAUCGGGAAGCCGGGGAAGAUGAGACGGGCAAGUGGAUUGAAGAAGGCAAGAUCUAUUCACUCGGGAAUUCGACCGACUUCACCUAUCCGGUGACGCUGAAGAACCUCAAGCCAUCGACACAGUACCGCUACUCCCUGUCGAACAACCUGACUGGUAGCUUUGUCACGGCGCCGUUGCCCGGCUCCCAGGCUGCCAAUCGACUGACCUUCCUCACUUCGAGCUGUAUAAAGCCGAAUUUCCCAUACAGCCCUUUCUCGCAUCCUCUCCGCAUCCGCGGGCUCGAGCUGGUCUCGCGUGCGGUUUCCAAACUCCCGUCCCUUAUGCGACCCUCUUUCAUGCUGUUCCUCGGAGACUUUAUCUACAUUGACGUGCCUCUCCGGUUUGGGUCCUCUCAAUCGCACUACCGGAGUGAGUACCGUCGCGUGUACUCCUCCCCGAGUUGGUACGAACCGAAAGAACAACCGACCAUCAACCUCCCCUGGAUCCAUACGCUGGACGAUCAUGAGAUCGCAAACGACUGGUCCAAGGGGAAUACGACGGCCCCCUACCCGGCAGCGGCAGAGCCGUAUUCGCUGUAUCAUGUCAGCGUCAACCCUCCCAUCCCUCCGUUGCCGUUCGCGACCCCCGAGAACACGACCUAUUUCUCCUUCAUCCACGGACCCGCGUCGUUCUUCAUGCUCGACACGAGAACCUACCGCUCGGCUCCUCUGCAGCCCAACUCCACGAUGCUCGGAUCCGCGCAGCUGCAGUCCCUUCUGGCCUUUCUGGCUCGACCGGAGCCGGCGGAGGUGAAGUGGAAGAUCGUCGCCUCCAGCGUGCCCUUCACGAAGAACUGGCACAUCGGCACGCAGGACACCUGGGGCGGGUUCCUGAACGAGCGCCGUACGAUUUUCGAAGCCAUGUGGCGGGCGGAGCGCGACCUGGGGGUCCGCAUCGUGCUCUUGAGCGGCGAUCGCCACGAGUUCGCAACCACGCGGUUUCCAGACCCGGAGCUGCAGCUCAGCGCGAACGAGCUUGCGCCAGGCACCGCGGGCGAAGGGAUCCACGAAUUCAGCGUCGGACCGCUGAACAUGUUCUACCUCCCGAUCCGAACCUAUCGCCAAACAGACGACAAAGACGUCAUGGUCAAAUACGCCCCGGACGGCAACGUCAAAUUCGGCCAGAUCGACAUUGACGUAGUCAGCAACAGCAACCACGAAAACAACCACGACAAAACAUCAAGUUCGUCUGUCCUGACCUACUCCCUCUACGUCGACGGCGUCAUCGUAUGGAAGUACCAACUCUCUGUGCCGCUCCAUCACGGGGGAGACAUUGACGCUGCCCCUACCCCUACCCGCCUCCCACCAGGCCAGGUCCUCCUCGACGAGACAGGAUGGCAGCGUCUGCGGGAGAGAAUCGGUUCGUUUGCGCAAAAGGCUACGCGUGCAUGGGACGAUCUGAAAGAGAAGUUCUGGCCGGUGCUGGAGAAGAUUAGGCUAGAUAGACUGUGA